Molecule: messenger RNA, 1456 nt
Organism: Budorcas taxicolor (takin)
Lineage: Eukaryota; Metazoa; Chordata; Mammalia; Artiodactyla; Bovidae
Gene: PRKACB
Product: protein kinase cAMP-activated catalytic subunit beta
Exons: 10
Coding region: 147-1202 (351 amino acids)
Biological process (GO): peptidyl-serine phosphorylation
Cellular component (GO): cAMP-dependent protein kinase complex; nucleus
Molecular function (GO): ATP binding; cAMP-dependent protein kinase activity
Source: RefSeq, a predicted model, not a curated record
UUCCCGCCAGCAUUCUGGGCGCCAGUCCCGGGGGCACUGACUGUUGUGACCGGUGUAGAAGCGGGAGCUGCCUUUGCCUGUGGAGCAGCGGGGACGGUGCCAGCCCCGCUUCCCUUCCCUCAACCCUUCCUCCCAUCGCCCCAGUCAUGGGGAACGCGGCGACCGCCAAGAAAGGCAGCGAGGUGGAGAGCGUGAAAGAGUUUCUAGCCAAAGCCAAAGAAGACUUUUUAAAAAAAUGGGAAAAUCCUGCUCCGAAUAAUGCUGGGCUGGAAGAUUUUGAAAGGAAAAAAACCCUUGGAACAGGUUCAUUUGGAAGAGUCAUGUUGGUGAAACACAAAGCCACUGAACAGUAUUAUGCCAUGAAGAUCUUAGAUAAGCAGAAGGUUGUUAAACUGAAGCAAAUAGAGCAUACUUUGAAUGAGAAAAGAAUAUUACAGGCAGUGAAUUUUCCUUUUCUUGUUCGACUGGAAUAUGCUUUUAAGGAUAAUUCUAAUUUAUACAUGGUUAUGGAAUAUGUUCCUGGUGGUGAAAUGUUUUCACAUCUAAGAAGAAUUGGAAGGUUCAGUGAACCCCAUGCACGGUUCUAUGCAGCUCAGAUAGUGCUAACAUUCGAGUACCUCCAUUCACUAGACCUCAUCUACAGAGAUCUAAAACCUGAAAAUCUCUUAAUUGACCACCAAGGUUAUAUCCAGGUCACAGACUUUGGGUUUGCCAAAAGAGUUAAAGGCAGAACUUGGACAUUAUGUGGCACUCCAGAAUAUUUGGCUCCAGAAAUAAUUCUCAGCAAGGGCUACAAUAAGGCAGUGGAUUGGUGGGCAUUAGGAGUGUUAAUCUAUGAAAUGGCGGCUGGCUACCCCCCAUUCUUUGCAGACCAACCAAUUCAAAUUUAUGAAAAAAUUGUUUCUGGAAAGGUUCGAUUCCCUUCUCACUUCAGUUCAGAUCUCAAGGACCUUCUAAGGAACCUGCUGCAGGUAGACUUAACAAAGCGGUUUGGAAAUCUAAAGAAUGGUGUGAGUGAUAUAAAAACUCACAAGUGGUUUGCUACAACAGAUUGGAUUGCUAUUUACCAGAGAAAGGUUGAAGCUCCAUUCAUACCAAAGUUCAGAGGCUCUGGAGAUACCAGCAACUUUGAUGACUAUGAAGAAGAAGAUAUCCGUGUCUCUAUAACAGAAAAAUGUGGGAAAGAAUUUUGUGAAUUUUAGAGCAACAAGAUGACAUCGGAGCUCACACUCAGUCUUUGCACUCUGUUAAGAGAUGAGGUAGAGCUGAGACCGUCCUUAAAGCAGUUACCGAGUUCCUUCAUUCCAGCGACUGAGUGAGGUCUCUGUUCCCGUCAUCCGUGUGUGCACUCUGCAUCCCCCUCUGUAACGAGGCACCGCUGAGCAAGCAUUGUCUGUGCCGCAACACAGAACUAGACCCUCUCCCGCUUCCCUUUGGUUCGUCAUUCUUCUCUUCU